AUUGACGUGAACCAGUUCAAGAUUCUCAAGGAGCUCGGUCGGGGGGCGACCGGCAAAGUCUUGAAAGUGCGGGACCGCGUAAGCAAAAAACACCUGGCCCUCAAAGUUAUCAAAAAGGGCCGAGACGACUGGCUUCCGGACCAAUUUAUUCUGAUGGAACAACAGGCGUUGGUCCGAAAUUCCGGAAACAGGCAUGCCCUUCAGUUGGCCGCCAGCUUCCAUGAUUCCGAAAACUUCUACUUAGUCAUGGAGAUCCAGACCGGAGGCGACUUAGAACAAUUGCUCCGCUCCAUGAUAAUACUGCCGAUAGAACUGGCCAGAUUCUACGCAGCCGAACUGCUCGUCGGACUGCACGAAAUACAUGCGCGGGGUAUUAUGCACCGCGACAUCAAACCCGCGAACCUAUUGAUCGACGAAAAGGGGCAUUUAGUGAUCUCCGAUUUCGGUUUCGCCAAGUUAUUCGAGGUGUCUGGGGGAACCCACCCUUACGGGUACAACGGCCCGCUGUCUCGGGCUCCGUACCUCGCCGAAGGAUGUUGCGGGACCCCCGAGUUUCUUUCUCCAGAGAUGCUGAAGGAUGCUGAAUAUGGGUUCUCGGUCGAUUAUUGGGCAGCAGGCAUCACAAUAUUCGAGAUGCUCGUAGGUCACGUGAGUAGGCUGGUGCUGGAAGUGAGACGACCCACUAACCGCAUAUUGCAUAGACACCCUGGCACAGGGCAAGAGAUUUGGAUGAACUGGUUCAUGGCAUCUGCCGCACGCAGGUCCCGUCCUAUGCCGUGCCGCGCCCAGCUCGUAUGCUGCUACUUGGCGUAA
Molecule: messenger RNA, 813 nt
Organism: Pisolithus orientalis
Lineage: Eukaryota; Fungi; Basidiomycota; Agaricomycetes; Boletales; Pisolithaceae
Product: kinase-like domain-containing protein
Exons: 3
Biological process (GO): peptidyl-serine phosphorylation; intracellular signal transduction
Molecular function (GO): protein serine/threonine kinase activity; ATP binding
Source: RefSeq, a predicted model, not a curated record